CUUCGGUCGCAGCAGUUGGUGAUAGCGGCUCCUCAGUGAUUCUAGCGACCCGCUUGCGCCUGCCAUGUCGGACUUCGACAACAAUCCUUUUGCAGACCCGGACCUCAAUAAUCCUUUCAAGGAUCCUUCUGUUACACAAGUGACAAGAAAUGUUCCACCAGGACUAGAUGAGUACAAUCCUUUCUCUGAUUCAAGAACACCUCCUCCAGGAAAUGUGAGAAUGACUCAUGUACCCAGUACCCAGCCAGCAAUAAUGAAACCAACAGAAGAAUCACCUGCUUACACACAAAUUUCAAAGGAGCAUGCCUUGGCCCAGGCAGAACUGCUAAAGCGUCAAGAAGAACUGGAAAGAAAAGCAGCUGAAUUAGAUCGCAAAGAAAGGGAAAUGCAGAGUGUAAAUCAGCAGGGGGGUAGAAAAAAUAACUGGCCACCUCUUCCUGAGAAUUUUCCAGUAGGUCCGUGUUUCUACCAGGACUUUUCUGUAGACAUUCCUGUAGAAUUCCAGAAGACAGUAAAGAUUAUGUACUAUUUGUGGAUGUUCCAUACAGUGACACUGUUUCUUAAUAUCUUUGGAUGUUUGGCCUGGUUUUACAUUGAUGCUACACGAGGAGUUGAUUUUGUAUUGAGUAUCCUCUGGUUCUUGCUUUUUACCCCUUGUUCUUUUGUCUGCUGGUACAGACCACUUUAUGGAGCUUUCAGGAGUGACAGUUCAUUCAGGUUCUUUGUGUUCUUCUUUGUAUAUAUCUGUCAGUUUGCUGUACAUGUACUUCAAGCUGCAGGAUUUCAAAGAUGGGGAAACUGUGGGUGGAUUUCGUCUCUUACUAGUCUUAAUAAGAGUAUCCCUGUUGGCGUUAUGAUGACAAUCAUAGCUGCACUUUUCACAGCAUCUGCUGUUAUUUCAUUAAUUAUGUUUAAAAAGGUGCAUGGUCUCUACCGCAUUACUGGUGCUAGUUUUGAGAAAGCACAGCAGGAGUUUGCAACAGGAGUGAUGUCCAACAAAACUGUACAAACUGCUGCAGCCAACGCCGCAUCAACAGCAGCAACCAGUGCAGCUCAGAAUGUGUUCAAGGGUAACUGAAUGUAGAGAAAUAUAAAAAAUCAUGACAGUUCUCUUCCAUUGUACUUUAUUUUCCAGUCACUUAUUAUAUUCCCUAAAAACAUAUAUCAGGAUGCACACAGCAUAUUUGUUUCUUCUGCAGCAGUGCAUAGGUAAAAUGGGAAAUGUUUGUUUAUUUUAUAAUAAAUUUGUUUAUUUUUAAAAGAUAACCAUUCUCUGUGCUUAUUUAAAAUGUUGCAUUUUGGAAUAAUAAGCUUUCCUUAUUUAGGGAGGAUAAGGGAUUUCAACAACUGAAUGAGAAUGAAUUGUGGUAUACAAUGAUCAAAUAUAAUAUAUUAAGAAUUUGGAGGGUUUUUUAGUGGUUCAUCUUGGUGGGUUUUUUUAACUUCAGGAAAGAACUUUGGCUAAAUUGUUUUUCUUUGUAAAAACUGUUUUCCCUAUUUCUGCUAUAAAUGGGGUAGACUGAGAGAUGUAAAAGGUUAGGUUUGGCUAUGCUUUUGCAAUUUCAGUAGCUGCUGGAGGACAAAUACAAUUAGGAUAGAUAUAAAUUAUUUUCUUGGGUUUUUUUUUAGGAUAAGUCUUUUGAUAGAAACCUGUAAUUUUGCAUGAAUACUGUCAUCUGUACUUGUUUAAAUAGUGUUUUGGUCCAGAAUUUGCCUGCACAAAGUUGUAUCACUUGUUUCUAUCUAUUUUCAUAGAGUAUUCUCUACCUGUGAGAAAUUACUAUGAUGCAGAAACAUUCUCUGUAAUAGAAUGUGCAAUGCACUGUAUAGUUUAAGGAAGUUAACUGAUGGUUUCAAUCACAGAUUUAAAUUAUUAUAUAUUUUCUAUUUUUAAUUUCAGUAUUCAUGUCUUGGGGCAGUCAUUUUGUUGGAAAAGAAACAAAUAUUGACCUCUAGAACACUAGUUUCAUGCCACACUUCCCUCUUACAUGCAGUGGUAUUUUUGUUGUGUUUGGGAUGUGUAGAUUUGUAUUUAACAGUGGUAGUAAAUCUCCCGCCUUAUCAGUCACAAUGUUUACUGCUUGUCCAAAAAUCUAAAUAUACAGUAUUUAAUUUCCUAAAAUCAUGCUUUUUAAGCAAUGGCAUUUAACAGAUACAUGCUUUCAUUUUAAUUUAACUCAGCUAUUUCUGUGAUUUCAUUUAAGAUGGAAGGAAAAACAGCUUUUAAACUUUUGAAUUAGAAAAGUGAGAAAUCUUCAUCUUUCACAAAGCUAAUUUUAGCUCAUUGAACUGGAGGCCUAAGAGGUUAAAUUGGUGCUGUGGAACUGAACAGUCCAUAAUGGUGCGUACUAUCAAAAUAUUCUAGAAUUGAAUCAGGUCUUUCUACAAAGUGCCGUUUCUCUCCUUUGAAGGCUAUUUGAUAUUCUUGGAUUGCCUCAUGAGUCUUAUGCACAAUACUUGGGCUUUUUUUUUUAAACUCUGUUUUAGAAAAUUAAAACAGGAAGGGACCCCAUCCCAUAACCUGUAUAAGUACACACUGUAGAUGAAAUUAAUUCAGCUCUUAAGGUGUAUUACCUUUAGUAAAAGGUAAAAAUUCUGAGGCCCCUCCGUGUUCUGAAUGUGAAGACUUUGAUAGAUUCUUUUUCACUGCAGUGUAUUUAUAAUAGCAUAAUAGUAUUACAAAAAAGAAAACCUGUUGCUUAAUCCCCUGAUCAGGACUGUACUGUUAGCAUGAAGUCCCUACUAGUAUCCUUUCUUUUACCAGUUUCAUUAAAUCCAUCUUGAAUUUGGACUAAUGCAGUAGUUUCACCUAUGCUGAAGUUUAUAUUACUGAAUAUACUUAUUUCUAAAUAUUCUCUGCAUCAUGAAGUUAAAAUUAAUUUAAAUAUUCUGUGUAAUAGGGGCUCUACAAUUCUAUGCUAAGACUAAACUUAAAUUUGGGUGGAAUGUUAUUAAACACUUUCCAGACAGAAGUCACAAUUUUCUGUUGAGAUCAGGCAUCACACCUCUAGCAGCUGUAUAUCAAAAUUGUUCUUUUCAUAAUCUUUUUUAUUUAACUUGAGGGUUGUAUCUAGGAACUCUACUAUGGAUUACUUUUGAGUUGAAUUUAAGAAAUUCUCUUGGAUAUCUUUUGGAUAUGAAUCCCAGGGACAUCGUCCUUGCAAUUUAAUUUAAGUUCUAAGAUUGCAUAAUAGCAUACAUUACCAAAAUAUAUUAUGAAAGAAACAUUAGGAAUAAAACCUGAAUUUGACAGUUAGAUUCCCCCCUAUUCCCCCCUCCCCCUCAAAGUUUAACUGUUCAUUGAGAAAACAUAUUUAAUAUUAUAUAUAUAUAUAUAUAUAGGGAUUGUUGAUUUGCAAUGUCAUGGGUUGAAUGUACAAAUUUUAACCUCCUAAGUGAAAUUCAAGGUUCAAUUACAUGUGAAUUAUUUAAACCAGAAAUCUCUGAUGCUUUGCAGCCCUAAAGGGAGGGAGAUGUUUGAGUUUACCUUUGACAACAGAAGGUUGAUAUUUGUUAGAAUAUUUUGUACCUAACUAAAACUAUAUUUUACACUCUUAUUAAUUAAUCAGAGUAUGGUGCCCACUUAAGUUGUCAUUUUGUAGUAUUGUAGCAAAUUAAGUUCACAGCAUGAAGUUUAAACACUGGAAUGUCUGUAGUCAUUGAUUUGUAAUUUAGGAGUUGGUUUUAUUUAUCUGGGGGAUGUUUGUAUAUUUUGUAAAUUACUAAUAAUGCUCUGCCAUCCUGGUGAAUGUCAUAGUGCUCUACAAAUGCACUUCUGUCCUUCUGUUGCAUGUCUGAGUAGUUCAGAAGCUUUGUAUUUUUAUUGUAUUAACCCAGUGUCAUAGAAUAAAAAAAGAUUUCUUUUUCUGAA
Agelaius phoeniceus (red-winged blackbird) is the source of this 3871-nucleotide messenger RNA. Its product is annotated as secretory carrier-associated membrane protein 1-like. NCBI's taxonomy places the organism in Eukaryota, Metazoa, Chordata, Aves, Passeriformes, Icteridae. The record is from RefSeq and is a predicted model, not a curated record. Gene Ontology annotation, cellular component: recycling endosome membrane; trans-Golgi network membrane. Gene Ontology annotation, biological process: protein transport.